CAGCAUCACAAACUAGACAGCACCCAAUAACUGUCUGGUUUUAAAUGUAUUUUCUUUCAUUCCAGGUGACUGAUUCCUUAGGUGUGCACCUGAUUCUUUUCCCUCACCAUCUGAUAAAAUAUCAUUUAUCAUGAGAACAUUUAUUAAAUCCUGGAUUCCUCAGUGUUUGUGGAUUCUCAGGUCAUCUUCCAGAUCAUUCCAUGGAAACAACAGGCUUCGAACAUCUCAGAUUAUUUCCUAUUAUGAAUCUAUAAACCAGUGUAAAAAGGAACUGCCAGAAUAUUUCAACUUUGCAAGUGAUGUCUUAGAUGAGUGGGCACGACUGGAAAAGGAUGGAAGAAAACCAGCAAAUCCAGCUUUUUGGUGGGUCAAUGAUGAGGGACAGGAGGUGAAGUGGAGCUUUGAGGAGCUGGGCUCUCUGUCCAGGAAGGCAGCCAAUGUACUGUCUGGGGCCUGUGGUUUGCAGAGAGGAGACAGAGUCAUAGCAGUUCUGCCUCGUGUUCCUGAGUGGUGGCUCCUGAAUGUGGCCUGCAUGCGAGCAGGAAUUGUCCUUAUUCCAGGAACAUCCCAACUAACAGCCAAGGACAUCUCAUACCGACUCCAGGCUUCAAAGGCCAAGUGUAUCAUUACCAGUGACACACUGGCCCCUGCAGUGGAAUCUGUCCUGCCUGGCAGCCAGUUCCUGAAAAGUAAACUCAUUGUAGGCCAAGGGAGCAGGGAUGGGUGGCUGAACCUCAAAGAACUCCUUGAGGUUGCAUCUGCUGACCAUCAAUGCGUCAAGACGAGGAGCCAAGACCCAAUGCUUAUCUAUUUUACCAGUGGAACUACGGGCUUCCCAAAAAUGGUGGAGCAGUCCCACAGCAGUUAUGGCAUUGGAUUUGCAAUCUCUGGCAGGUAUUGGAUGAACUUGACUCCUUCAGAUAUAAUGUGGAAUACCUCUGAUACUGGCUGGGUAAAAGCAGCUUGGAGCAGUGUUUUUGCACCGUGGAUCUGUGGAUCCUGUGUCUUUGUACACCAUAUGCCCCAGUUUAAGUCAGAAGUUAUUGCAGAGACUCUCUCAAGAUAUCCCAUCACCACCUUCUGCACGGCUCCCACCGCCUUCCGCAUGCUGGUCCAACAUGAUGUGAGCAGAUACAAGUUCCCGAGUCUGAAACACUGUGUAACUGGAGGGGAAGCACUAAAUCCUGAAGUGUUGGCAAAGUGGAAAAUCCAGACAGGGCUGGAUAUCCAUGAAGGUUAUGGCCAGACCGAAACAGUGACAAUCUGUGCCAAUAUGAAAGGAAUGAAAAUUAAACCUGGCUCUUUGGGAAGAGCUGUUCCCCCUUAUGAUGUGCAGAUCGUAGAUGAGCAGGGCGCUGUUGUGCCUGCAGGAGAAGAGGGCACCAUUGGUGUGCGAGUGCAGCCCACGCGACCCUUCUGUAUGUUCUCCCAGUACUUGGAUAAUCCAGAGAAAACUGCUGCCUCUGUGCGUGGAGACUUUUAUCUCACUGGAGACAGAGGCACUAUGGAUGAAGAGGGAUAUGUCUGGUUUGUGGGAAGAGCUGAUGAUAUCAUUAAUUCUGCUGGGUACCGCAUUGGCCCCUUUGAAGUGGAGAGUGCAUUGGUUCAGCACCCAGCAGUCUCAGACGUGGCUGUUGUCAGCAGUCCCGAUCCAGUGAGAGGGGAGGUGGUCAAAGCUUUCAUUGUUUUAGCUCCUGCUUUUGUGUCACAUGAUCCAGAAAAAUUAAUUCAUGAGCUUCAACAACAUGUCAAGAAGGUGACUGCACCAUACAAGUACCCAAGGAAGGUGGAGUUUGUUCAGGAGCUGCCAAAGACAGCUACUGGGAAAAUCCAGAGAAAGGUUCUGAAGAACAAAGAGUGGGCAAGAGAACGACAACAGUAAGAGUGAACUGGAAAACGAGGAGAGAAAUUCUCCAUCACGUAUGCCAGCCAUAACACAUGACACAGAGCAGGUGGUCAUGAUCCAAAGCAGAACGAGAACAUUGGGAAAAACAAACUGUGGAAGAAAAAGGAGAAAACAUUCUUGAGGCUAUGUGGUAUUGGAACCAUUUUUUGCCAUCAAUGUAUACAUUUUCAGAAGAAAGGAAAUGCAAGUAAUUCAAAGUGUGGAAUGGGAGAGAGAAAGACUCAUGUGCAUACAGAGUUCUAAUUUUUUUUACUGCAAUUUGUAUAAACAUCUUCCUUUUUAAAAAAUGGGUGGAACUAUGAGGCUUUGAAAAUUACAAAUAAAUGAGAAGUAAAUUAAAGGAUAUUUCUCUUGAGGUGGGUAUCAGCAAUAAUUAACAUCCAAAACCUACCACUGUAACAUUCUCAAAUUCUUUCAGGGUGGAAGGAAAAAGACAUUUUAAUGCUUCUCUUCAGCAUGAUGAAUUUGUGAUCUACUUAAAUGGUUAAACUGGAGGGAAAAGUGCUUUAGGUUAAGGUGCAAAUUAUGUACAAUUAACAAUGGUGUAAAUGAUUACAAGAAAAAAGUUACUCCACAGAAGGAGUUGUACUGCUUGAUCUGUUAUGUGCUGCAUUCUCUUUCCAUUACUCCAGAAGAAGAAAGCAAUAAAGUCAGAAGGGUUUCACUCCAUAACCUUUAUGAAGGAAUGGUCAGGUUUCACAUCUCCAGGGAACAGCUGAUCUUUACAGUGCCUCAUAUGGGAAGCAUGUCCUGAAAGGUGAGUGAAAUGAAUGAAGAGGAUCUGCCCCAGCAGCUCUCAGUCUCUCCUGAGUACAGCAGACAGGUCAGGAAAAUGUUAUUUAUCUGAACUUCUCACAUUGAUGAUCACUCAGCAAAGCAAAUGGUAUUAAGUCAGGAAUAAUAAUUUCUGAUUCUCCCUACUCAUUCUGAGAACUUUGCCAUUACUGGGUCUUUUCCUCAGUUUUCUGUCUUCAUUUUCAUUUCUACAUUUGCAGGUGAGAAAGUGGUAAAAACUUGAAGGCUCUCACAGUCUUCCUGGUGUACGUUUUUGUAGAGCACUCUGGAAUCCUAAACUUCAAAUGUGCCAUCUUGUCAGUCUUGAAUAUCAUUUCCCUAAAUAUUCCUAAAUACUAUGUCCCUCCUCCUUCUCUCAUAGUCUAUUGUGUAGAUUUUGUCAUUGUAAUGCUCUGGAAUACACAAGUUACAGCUAAAUCACAGAAUUAAGAGCAGACUGAGAAAGGAAAAACAUCUUCCUAAGUGAUUAA
This is a messenger RNA of Catharus ustulatus (Swainson's thrush), 3171 nucleotides long. Its product is annotated as acyl-coenzyme A synthetase ACSM4, mitochondrial-like. Gene Ontology annotation, cellular component: mitochondrial matrix. The coding region runs from base 131 to 1882 and encodes 583 amino acids. Lineage: Eukaryota; Metazoa; Chordata; Aves; Passeriformes; Turdidae. The transcript is spliced from 13 exons. Gene Ontology annotation, biological process: acyl-CoA metabolic process; fatty acid biosynthetic process. Gene Ontology annotation, molecular function: fatty-acyl-CoA synthase activity; fatty acid ligase activity. The record is from RefSeq and is a predicted model, not a curated record.